Daktulosphaira vitifoliae (grape phylloxera) is the source of this 779-nucleotide messenger RNA. It is a transcript of the gene awd, whose product is annotated as nucleoside diphosphate kinase. The transcript is spliced from 4 exons. The record is from RefSeq and is a predicted model, not a curated record. Gene Ontology annotation, molecular function: nucleoside diphosphate kinase activity. Gene Ontology annotation, biological process: GTP biosynthetic process; UTP biosynthetic process; CTP biosynthetic process. NCBI's taxonomy places the organism in Eukaryota, Metazoa, Arthropoda, Insecta, Hemiptera, Phylloxeridae. Bases 146 to 661 code for a protein of 171 amino acids.
UAUUUUAGUUCUAACGUAUAUUAAGUUACAUUUUAAAAUAAAAUCUCACUAUUUGUGGAGUAGUUUUUCAAAUUUUACCUACUAAUAACUAUCCACGUGACACGGCUUUUCAACAAUCCGUUGUCGUUCAUCAAUUUUAUAUUACAUGUUUAUUUGCACGAUAUUAACAGCAUUUCAAAUAUUCUUCAGAAUUGCAAUGGGUGAUCCAAAUACUGAACGUACUUUCAUUAUGAUUAAGCCUGAUGGCGUCCAACGAGGACUUGUUGGAAAAAUCAUUAAAAGAUUCGAAACCAAAGGAUUUAAACUAGUAGCCAUGAAAUUCUUAUGGCCAUCAGAAGAAUUAUUGAAAAAACACUAUGCUGAUUUAGCUGGAAAGCCAUUCUUCCCAGGUCUUAUCAAAUAUAUGUCAUCAGGACCUGUAGUUCCCAUGGUUUGGGAAGGAUUAGAUGCUGUAAAAACAGGUCGUUUUCUUCUAGGUGCAACUAACCCAAAAGACUCUAAUCCAGGUACAAUUAGAGGAGAUUUAUGUAUUCAAGUUGGCCGCAACAUAAUUCAUGGAUCUGAUGCUGUAGAAUCUGCUAACAAGGAAAUCAAUUUGUGGUUUACUGAAAAAGAAGUUACCCCAUGGACAAGAACUGUCGAUUCUUGGGUUUAUGAAUAGAUAAUAUUUUAAUAUUCAUUUUGUGUUGUCUUAACCAAAUAAUUAUUUUAAAUCCAUUUUGAGGUUUUGAUAUGUUUAAAACAUUUUGUAAGAAAUAAAUGAGAAUGCUAUUGAUUAA